GAAAAUAAAUUAUAAAUAUCCCCAGUGUUUCAGAAACGUAUUAGGACGCUUUACCUCAUCAAAAUGUGAAAAAAUCGGAUGUUGCUUUCCUUGUUUAUAAUCUAACCUAACCACCGGUUUUACGUUUCUUGUUCAUCGUGAGAUCGUGAAUUAGAUAUGAUUUAAUUGUUUUCUCCCUCAACAGCGUAAAAUUCGUUCAUUUUUCAGUUAAACUCAGCAUCCAGUUACUAUAACCAAAGUUUUCAUUUGUUUCAUUGUUAUUUUUAUGUGCUUCCAAUGAACCUACCGCUCACUCUGAGUCUCGGAGAGUGAUAAUCUUCGUCUUCGUCUUGUCAAGGCGAAUAAUUUCUAGCAAUAAUUCAUGUCAAACUCAAUGGAAGCAUUUAACAGGCUCAAAUUGGCUGCUACUGCACUCUCCUACUUUAGAGCUACUUCUUAGGAAACUAUUAGUCUGGUGAUUAGUUUGCACCUAGCCGUAGUAUGAAUUGUACAGUUUUCGAUCAUGAAAGCGGUUAAGAAACACAUUCCCAAAAUCAUGGCGCCGCCUCCCCUUGGGAUGGUGGAGCCAAUCAUGCAGAUGAAUAAAUAUUGCUCCUACGUGACGAUGCUGGCUGAUCCGAAUGUCAAAGAUGAAAACAAGCUGAAAGCUGCCCAAGAAUUAAGUGAGAACUAUGAGAUAAUUUUGGCAUCACAGCAGUACCCGCAGUUCCUAGAACAUUCCAUGAAGAUAUUUGUCAAAAUUCUUAACGAGGGACAACCUCACUUUAUCUCAGAAUACACUGUUCAUCAAGUACGGAAGUUAUUGUUGGAGCUCAUUUACAGAAUGCCUGUAAAUGAUAUUUUAAGACCUUACACAGAAACAGUCCUAAUGUUAUGUAUGCAUUUGAUCGAAUCAGAUAAUGAAGAAAAUGUUCUCAUUUGUCUAAGGAUAAUAAUUGAACUAAACAAACACUAUCGGCCUGCUUUUACGGAUGUCAAACCAUUUAUAACACACUUUUUAAAUCUUGUGAGAAGUAUCUAUCGAGAGUUACCAAAUCACAUGGAUAAUAUGUUCAAACCAAGACCUCCUCCUCAAGUCAAUGAUCUAUCAGAAUUAGACGUUGAAUCUCUGUUACAAAUGACGUAUAUAAGCACAGAAAUUUUAUGUAAGAAAGGAGAACUAGCAGAGGGCAGUGGUGUUAACGAAUCCUAUACACUUAUACCCAAAGGAGUGGUUUCUUUGAAAGUCCUCCAAGAGCUGCCAAUAUUAAUUGUGCUGUUAUACCAACUGUACAAAGAACAUAUGGAGCCAGAAUUAACUAGUUACAUUCCUGUUAUACUGCACACGAUUACCCUACAGCCAGCCCUUGAGUAUCGGUUACAUCCAAAUUUCAACAAAAAAGUGUUUGCAGAUUUCAUGGGGGCCCAAAUCAAAUCUCUGUCUUUCUUAGCGUAUGUUUUGCGUCUUUUCCAAGAAGCAGUUUCCAAGCAAACUGAUGUGAUGGUAGAGGGCAUGAUAAACAUGCUCACACUCUGCCCGAUGGAAGUGACGAACCUUCGAAAAGAGUUGCUCAUUGCAGCAAGGCAUAUUCUAUCCACCGACCUGAAAAUUAAAUUUGUUCCCUAUAUGAGCAGGCUCUGUGACGAAAAAGUUCUGCUUGGUAAUGGAUGGACCACUCAUGAAUCCUUGAGGCCCCCAGCGUUUAGUAUGCUUGCAGAUCUAGUCCUUAAUGUUCGCCAGCAUCUUCCCAUGGCUGACCUAGAAAGGGCUGUUCACUUAUUUUCAGUGAAUAUUCAUGAUGAAACGUUACCGACAAGCAUUCAAACAAUAUCUUGUAAAUUACUGUUAAACUUAGUUGAAUGUGUACGUCAGAAAGGUGAUGAUGACAAAGGAUCUGGCCACGAACUAUUGUUGCAAAUGUUGCGAGUAUUUGUUCUGAAAUUCAAAACUGUAGCACGACUGCAUUUACCAGCACUUAUCAACAAAAGCAAAGCUCAAACAGCGCAACAAAAUCCAGUUGCAGCUGUGCCGCAAGCCUCUGCAGAGACCAAAAAUGAAGAUGUCAAAGUACCUAUUGUAGGUCAGCAAAAUCCUAUGGAUAACCAAGCAAAGCGAGAAAAACCAGAUGUGAAUAAACCAAGGUUCGGAUUUCCUGCCACUCAAACAGCAAAUUACAACAUUGUGGAAUGCAGAGCUUUGGUGAAAGCCCUUGUGUAUGGCGUGAAAACUAUCAUGAUGAGCUGCUCCAAUAACAAGUCGGGUGAUGCUGGCGGAACAAAAACUCUACAAGCAUGUGAUCCUGAAGUUUUAAUAAAGUUAGUCAAAUGGGCAUUGCAAGCACUAGAUAUCUAUACAUUGACGUUCACUCCAACGUUGCCAGCAAUGCAGAGGAUGAUCCCUCCAAAGCAAUUUGUACGUUCCAAAGAAGAAAAAGAAGUUCUGGAACAUUUUUCAAGUAUCUUUGCCCUAUUGAAUCCACAAGUUUUCCGUGAGAUAUUCCUGACAACAAUUGAGUACAUGGUGGAGCGAAUAGCUGGCAACUAUGCAUUGCAAGUGAUUGGAAAUUGGUUCCUGACCAACUUAGAUACUUCACCGAUUUUCGCUCCUGUUCUGGUGGAGUACCUCCUCGGUCGAAUGGUGGAAAUGGGGAAUGGUAAUGCAGAAAGGAGUAAUUUGUACCUGAAACUAUUCAAAUCAGUAUUUGAAAGUGUGCAGUGCUUUCCCACUCAAAACGAGCAUAUGCUACGGCCUCAUCUUCAUAAAAUUGUAAAUAGAUCAAUGGAGCUCGCAAUGACGGCCAAAGAACCUUAUAACUACUUUCUUCUUUUAAGAGCGUUAUUCAGAUCCAUCGGUGAAGGACGCCAUGAUCUCUUAUAUCAGGAAUUUCUACCUCUCUUACCCAGUUUAUUACAAGGUUUGAAUAGUCUUCAAUCAGGUCUCCACAAACAGCAUAUGAAGGAUUUGUUCGUAGAAUUGUGCCUGACAGUUCCUGUAAGGUUGAGUUCACUCUUACCAUACUUACCAAUGCUGAUGGAUCCAUUGGUGUCUGCGUUGAAUGGAUCGCAUACUCUUAUCAGUCAGGGCCUGCGCACUCUUGAGCUGUGUGUCGAUAACUUGCAGCCAGACUUCUUGUACGAGCACAUUCAGCCAGUCAGAGCGGAUUUAAUGCAAGCUCUAUGGCGUUCCCUCCGUUAUCCAACCGAUCAAAAUGCCCAUGUCGCUUUUAGGGUUCUUGGUAAGUUCGGUGGAGGUAAUCGCAAAAUGAUGACAGAACCUCAACGUCUGGAAUACAAUAACAGAGGCGGUCUCCCACCCGCAAUAGUAGUCCAGUUUCCUGAACAUAGUAAACCCAUUCAACUCCCUAUUGAUAAGAUUUUAGAAACAGCCGUGAAUUUCCUUAAGUCUCCUACUACUGAAUUGUUCUAUCGACGCCAGUGCUGGGAAAUUGUCAAAAGUUACACUGUAGCAUCAAUUAGGUUGGACGAUGACAGACUAUCAAUGUUGAAACUCUUCUCUCAUCCCAGCUUUACGGAAGGAGAUAUUCCACAUAUUCAAGGAUCUCCGUACAAGUGUGCUGAUAAACCUUGUCGCGACACCCAUCUAACAGCUUUAACAGGAUUAUUCAUCGGGGCUUCCAUUAAAGAUUUGAAGAAAAUUGCAAGUCCAUUUUUGAUCGCUGUGGUGAGGCAUUACACAAUGGUUGCAGUCGCACAACAAGCAGGUUUAUUUGCCAUUGGUGGUAAGCAAAGCAGGCUUGAAGGAGGAAUGGAUGUAAUCGUCUUAAUUGAUGCGUUAGCAGCCGUUAUGGGUCAUGAGAAGAAAGAUGUUUCUCGUGUAAUCGUUCCUUCAUUAAUACUCAUUAUCGACACCGCUACAACGCUCUUAGGAUCCAAGGAAAGGGCAUUCCGUCUACCCCUGAUGGAGUAUUUAGCAGAACGAAUGUGUGCCCUAUGUUACGACCGUGCAUGGUAUGCCAAACUUAGCGGUUGUCAAGCUAUUAAAUUCUUCUAUGAAGAUGGGUGGCAUCGCAUAUCAGCAAGGUGGAUCUAUCAGCAUUUGUUUGUUUUUAUGAAAGCGCAGUUAUUUGUAAUGAUGGAUUUGAACGGUGAGGUUUCAAGUGGAGCAAUUGAUGAGGCUAAACAAAAUCUGGAGAAAAUGAUUCGUCGUUGCGGGGCCCCCAUAGAACCAGGCACAGAUCCAGAAUUAGAAGCGAUUCAGAAGAAAGCUCUCGGAGAAGUUACAUAUGAACUCAUCCGACAAAUUACAAGUCCAACAGAUUUAUUGAGAGAACAGUCAAUACACUUAUUGAAAGUGUUUGCGGAAAUGCAAGGGAAAACUGUUCCAGAAGUAAUGGAACCCCACAGAGACGUUUUGACUGUUAUAAUAUCACCAAAAAAGAACUUGCUCAGACAUCAAGCCGCAAAUGCUCAAAUUGGACUGAUGGAAGGCAACACUUUCUGCUCUUCUUUAGUGCCCCGACUUUUUACCCUGGAUCUGGAAGUCGAAUUGAACAAAACAUUCUUUAAUGAAUUGAGAAAUCUAUGCUCAACUCAGGACCAGAUGCUGUUGAAACUGCCUUGUUACAAGUCAGUCUCAAAUCUAGUCCCUUUGAGGAAAGCAGCCAUGAGAGUCUUAGCAGCUUGCCACUAUAUACCUGCAGUCACCGAUAAGGUAUUCCUAUCGUUGUACCAAGCCUUGGACAAACCGAACCCCGAGUUGCAAGAAGCUGCAUUCGAGUGCAUGAAGACGUUUAUUGCCGGGGCAGAAUUGGAUAGAGCUUUGAUUCGUGAUGCUUUGCGGCCACUUCUCACAACUUUGAGUGAUGUUCGAAGUUUGCAUGUCAGUGGUGCAAGGAGACUCUCUUAUCUGGUCCAACUAUUUCCACACAGUUUCAAUGAAAAAUUCUGCGAACAAUUGCUGGAACAUUUGCAUAAGUUGUUCAACAACUUAGUCCAACAACAACAACAGGGUGGCACGAAAAACGGGAAUAUGGAAGAAAUAAUAGCAAUCAUAAUCAAUAUUUUCCAUGAGGCUCCUGCUGCCAGUGUUAGGUUUAUUGAACCUCUGACACAACUCAUUCUGCAGAGUGAAAAGUCACUCAAUAUUGGUCCCAGUUCUCCUUUCAGAGAACCGCUUUUCAAAUUCCUCCUGAGGUAUCCAAAAGAAACCGUUGACUUGGUCCUACAAGAUAAGAAUGUUAAGGAAUCUUGCUGGUCCAAAUAUUUAGCUUUCAUUACAAAACACAAGUCGGGUAAACCCUUCAGGGAUGUACUGCAAAGCGAUGAAGGUGUACAAAAAUUGAUCCAGAUGGUGAAAGCUCCUGUCGAUUAUCAGUCCAAUUUAACGGAAGAAGAAAAAGAAGAGUUACGAUUCCAAGGUGUCCGCAUUGUUGCUUGGUUGAUUAAAUUUGAUGAUCAGUGGUUAUCUUCUCAAUUCACUCUAGUCGACUCAUUGACAGAAAUUUGGUGUGAUAAUCAGUACCAGGAACGGCACAGGAAAAUUGAAACUGUUUCGUGCGCUCAUUGGAAAGAACCGCAGCUCCUUGUUGAUAUUUUGCUACAUUUCUUCAGCCAUCAUCCAACAAAAAUCGACUUGUUGUUUCAACUUUUACGGGCUGUCAUCGGAAGGUUCCUACCAAGCUUUCAAAAACUACAUAAUUUCUUGGAAACAGCCGUUGCUCAGGAUUACACUGUGGAAUGGAAGCGUUCUGCUUUCUUUAAAUUCGUCGAAUUAUAUCAAACUCCCAACGUCUGUGAGGAACUAGUGGCCAAGAUUUUACAGUUCAUCAUCAUUCCUUGUUUUUCUGUUUGCUUCGAGUGUGGGAAAGGCGAUCAACUCAUCCUUGGCUCCGACGGCCAUAAUAUUGUUUCUGUUUUCAUCAAUGAUGUCAUCGACAUCAAAGAGUCAUCAAAAAGGGCAGAUUGCGUAAGGACUCUCGUGCUGCAACUUGCUUGUCUGCUAGUGGAGCAGGCUCCUCACCAUAUCCCCUGCAAUAAAAAUAACCGAGAACAGUUGCAACGCCUCAUGACUUACGCCUGGCCAUCGCUUCUCAAUCGGAAUUGUAUGGAUCCCGCAACUCGCUACCAUGGACAUCUGCUCAUUGCUUUCAUCAUCACAAAAUUCAAUGUUUUUAAGCGAAUAGUUUCACAAGUGUUCCGUAGCUUACUGAAGGCGUAUUCAAUGGAAAUUCGGGGAGUUGUUAGACAAGCUCUCGAUAUUCUGACGCCUGCCUUGCCCACAAAAAUGAAUGAUGGUUAUGCCACUCUAGCCCACUCCACUAAAAAAAUAAUCGUUGAAGAGGGUCACUCCAUGCAACAGCUCUAUCAUAUUUGCAGCAUUGUUGUCCGUCACUAUAAGGUUUACUAUCCAGUCCGCCACCAUUUGGUGCAAAGCAUGAUCACAUCAAUUCAAAGGCUUGGGUUUACGCAGUCAGCCACAAUUGAACACCGAAAAUUAGCAGUCGAACUUGCUGAAGUAAUCAUCAAGUGGGAACUUCAAAGAAUCAAGGAUGAGAAUGAACCCACCGAUGCCAAUAUCGCAGCUGGCAUCAGAAAGAGACCUUCCGUUGAUGACGCAGGACCUCCUGCCAAGAGGAUAGCAACAGGUGUGUCAACUCCAACACCAUUUGCAGCCUCUGGCUCCUCACAAGAAGAUCUGGAUGUUCUGAAACCCAUCGAGAAAACACAUGCCAAUGCUGUUUUAAAUUUCUUGGCUCGCUUAGCUUGUCAGUUAAAUGAGAAUUCUGCUGGAACAAGCGCAAUACCGUCACAAGGAGAGUUGCUCUCCCGUCGAUGUAUCGCUCUCAUCAGAAUGGCUUUGAAACCAGACGUGUGGCCCCAACAGAAUCUUGAUUUACGUCUAGCUUGGUUGGAUAAGGUUUUUGCAACAGUAGAGUCUCAGAAUGCCAAUUUGGCCAAUGUCUGCACCGCGUUGGAAUUGUUCACAUUCCUGAUAACCGUCAUGAGGAAAGAACAAAUUUUAGCAACUUGCAAAUCGUUGCCCAACAUUUCCUCUUGCAUUGCUUGCUCAAAUACCAAGGUCGUAAGGCUUGUGCAUGGAUUGCUAAGUCGGCUAAUGGCACUAUUCCCCACUGAACCUGCCACAUCACAGGUUGCCUCAAAACAUGAAGAGUUGGAGUGUCUCUACUCUUGUGUCAGCAAAGUUAUAUACGAAGGGUUAGCGAAUUAUGAAAAAAGUGGAAACACAAACACUCUAUUCAGGACUGUAAUGGCUUUGAAAGCAGCAUGCAGCAGUAACCCAAGCUAUGUUGAUAGGCUGGUUGGUCAGUUUGUGCGCGUGCUUCAGCGUUUAGCUCGUGAACAUCUGGCUUCGCUCAUUUCACACACCAGUGCGGAAACUCCUAAUGAAAACCCUCAACUCAUCAGAAUUGGAACUAAUGAGUUGCUGAUAUUAUGUCUGGACCUCGUGAAGAAUCGUGUCGGUGGAAUGAGUGGUGAAACGCGGAAGACUUUUCUUUUUACCAUAAUCAUAGGGCUGAUUGAAAAAACUAGUGAUAUUAAAAUCAUGAGAACCAUUCUGAAGAUUAUUGAAGAUUGGAUGAACGGCCCUAAUGUCCAAGGUUCACCAACAUUGAGGGAAAAAUCAAUGCUACUCAUAAAACUAAUGCAAUUUGUUGAGAAGAAAUUCCCUGACCUCAAUACACAAUUUUUAGAGCUAGUCAAUAAUAUUUACAGAGAUGAAGUUUUAAAAUCUAGUGAGCUGACAAUCAAAUUAGAACCUGCAUUCCUAUCAGGGCUGCGGUGCAUGGUCCCUGCAUUACGUGCCAAAUUCUUUGAUGUCCUUGAUCGGUCAAUGCGCCGUAGAUUGUUGGAUAGACUUCUCUACAUCGUAGCCGCUCAGAACUGGGAACCAAUGGGCCACCACUACUGGUUGAAGCAAUGUAUCGAAUUGAUAAUGGUCACAGCCUCCCAAACCACACAACUACAAUUGGCAGGAGAAACCACUAGUUUAUUGCCUUGUGUCACAUCCGUCAUUAAUCUUGCAGAACCAAAUGAUAGAGAUAAUUUUGUUGUCUUCGCUUGCCCAAAAGAAGAAAUGCCAGACUCAUCUAUGUCAGAAACUUCCAUUGAGGACCUUGGAGACUUGGAGUUGAUCGGAAAUGAUGCUGAUACAGUGGUUGUGAAACAAGAGCCUGGAGUGGGAGUGGCAGGUCUCACUCGGGAGGCUAAUUUACAAAAACUCAUCGGCUUCCAAGCAAAAUUCCUUGAGACUGUCAGAGAAACAAAAACGGUGAACAUUCUCGGAGCCAUCGCCCAACUUGGACAUAUGGACACAACUUUAGCUGAAUCCAUUUGGCUUGAUAUGUUCCCUCGGCUGUGGGGCAUUCUUUCCGAGCGGCAGCAAUCAAUUCUUGGAGGAGAAAUUGUAGCUUUCAUUGGAAGCGGUAUUCAUGUCGUUCAGAGAGACUCUCACCCUAGCGCCAUCUGCACAUUUUAUGAGUCCUUAGCUCAUUGCAAUCCUCAGAUUUCUUUGAAACCGGUUAUGAUGACUUACCUUGGAAAAUCGCACAAUUUGUGGCAUCGAGUCACUCUUCAGUUAGAGCAGGCAGUUAUUGAUCAGCAGCUAGUCGAUGGAGCUAAGAAGAAAUGGGAAACAGUUGACUGCUAUGAUUUUGAGCCUGACAACUCACCUCAACAGGAUCUAAUCGAUAACCUAGCAGAAAUGUAUUCCCGCCUGCGUGAAGAAGAUAUGUGGGCUGGUUUACUUCAGAAACAUGCAAAACAUCCCGAAACAAGCAUGGCACUUGCAUAUGAACAGCAAGGUUUCUUCGAACAAGCCCUCACGAUGUAUGAGACAAUCAUAUCUAAAAGUCGUCAAGAACUAUCCAGCGAUCCAGCUCCAAUGAGUGAAAGGAGACUCUGGGAGAGACAAUGGAUCAGAUGCACGAAAGAACUCAACCAGUGGGACAAUUUAUUGGAAUUUGCUAAAACCAAAGGAAAUGUAAAUCCAUUCCUUGUUCUCGAAAGUGCAUGGCGAGUUCCCAACUGGAGUUUAAUGGAGGAGGCCUUGUCUCACGUUGAUAUGAGUUGUCCCAAAGAACUCAUGUGGAAGGUGAAUCUGUACCGAGGGUUUUUAGCCAUUUGUCACUCGGAUCAACUAGACAUGUCUGUUGUCGAACGAUACGUCAAAUUAGCCAGUGGUUUGUGCAUGCGAGAGUGGCGACAACUGCCUCACAUUGUUUCGCACAUCCAUCUUCCUCUCUUGCAAGCGGCUCAGCAGAUCAUGGAACUGCAAGAGGCUGCCAUGAUUCAUCAAGGCAUUCUAUCUGGGCGGAACUCAACUAAUUCUUUGCACGAUAUGAAAGCAACUGUGAAAACAUGGCGCAAUCGUCUACCAGUUAUCGCAGAUGAUUUAAGUCACUGGAGUGAUGUUUUCACGUGGCGUCAGCAUCAUUAUCAACAUAUCAGCACUUCAUUUGCUAAUCAGCAAGAUCAACCAUCAAACACUCACAGUAUUGUUGGUGUCCAUGCUUCGGCUGAGGCUAUCGUUCAUUUUGGCAAAAUCGCAAGGAAACACAACCUGACUGGUGUGUGUUUGGACUCACUGUCAAGAUUGUAUACUAUUCCCACCGUUCCAAUCGUUGAUUGUUUCCACAAGAUUAAGCAACAUGUAAAAUGCUACCUUCAAAUGAAAAGUGAAUUGCAAGAGGGUCUAGAAGUCAUUAAAUGCACUAAAUUAUGCUUCCUCACAAAAGAAAUGAAAGCGGAAUUUUUUGCAUUGGAAGGGAUGCUUUUGUCUCAGACAGGGAGGAUGGAAGAGGCCAACAAAGCCUUCUCAACUGCCGUUCAAAUGCAUGAUACUCUAGUCAAAGCAUGGGCGCUGUGGGGUGAACACAUGGAAACUCAGUUCACGCAGAAUCCAACCGACAUGGCGACUGGUGCAGCUGCCAUAACCUGUUUUCUGCAUGCAUGCCGCCACCAAAACGAGUCUAAAUCACGAAAAUACUUAGCCAAGGUUUUGUGGCUGCUCACCUACGAUAAUGAUAAAUUUGCUCUUAUGGAUGCUGUCGAUAAAUAUUCAGUCGGAGUGCCGCCCGUCCAGUGGUUACCUUGGAUACCUCAGCUUCUCACUUGCCUUGUUCGCAAUGAAGGAACUUUAGUUCUUAAUUUGUUGACUCAGGUUGGUCGGAUGUAUCCUCAAGCAGUUUUCUUCCCUAUCCGAACGUUGUUCUUAACUUUGAAAAUUGAACAACGUGAACGAUUCAAACAAAGUGAAGCAGCGGAAAAACAACAGGCCAAUCUGCAAUCAGUUAGUGGAGUUACUGAGUCGGCGCAACAAGGUAAAUUUUUACCUUCUAACAAAAUGGGUACGAAUCCAGAUACUGGGCCGAUUAAAGCAACACCAGCUAUGUGGCGCUGUUCUCGCAUUAUGAACAAUUUGCGGGAAAUUCAUCCCACUACAUUAUUAUCCUUGGAGGGCAUUGUUGACCAGAUGAUCUGGUUCCGUGAAAAUUGGUACGAAGAAGUCUUGAGACAGUUGCGUCAAGGACUCACGAAGUGCUAUGGCAUCGCAUUUGAAAAUAGAGGAGCUGUCAAUGAUGCUACCAUCACCCCUCAUACCUUAAACUUCGUUAAUAAAAUGGUCGCAACUUUUGGUCUUGGUGUUGAAAACAUUAGUAAUUCAAUCAAUUCAUCGUGUGCAAAUGCAGGAUCGGAGAGUAUGGCAAUCCGGGCGCACAACACAAUUCAGGAUCCUGUCUUCCAGAGGAUGAAGAUGUCGUUCACGGCCGAUUUUGACUUCACCAUGCCGGGAGCGAUGAAGCUGCACAAUAUCAUCACCAAGCUCAAGAAAUGGAUCAAGAUCAUCGAUGCCCGCACCAAAAUUCUUCCAAAAUCAUUUUUAUUAGAAGAAAAGUGCAGAUUUUUAAGUAAUUUUAGUCUACAAACUGCUGAAGUGGAGUUGCCGGGUGAAUUUCUGCUUCCCAAAUACACUCAUUAUCAGGUACGGAUAGCCAGGUUCUUGCCGCGAGUAGAAAUUGUUCAAAAGCACAAUGCUGCCGCACGGCGACUACUAAUUCGUGGUCACAAUGGUAAAAUAUACCCCUACCUUGUCAUCUAUGAUUCCGGCCUUGGUGACGCCCGGCGGGAGGAAAGAUUGCUCCAACUAAUGCGGAUGUUGAAUCAUUACUUGAGCAAACAAAAGGAAACCGCCAGAAGAUUUUUACAAAUGACUGUGCCCAGAGUUGUAGCAGCCUCUUCGCAAAUGCGAUUGGUUGAAGAUAACCCAUCUUCAAUAUCUUUGCUGGAUAUUUACCAAAAAUCUUGUCAACGGCUUUGCAUUGACCAUGAUGUACCUCUUAUAAACUACUACACCCGUUUGGCGACCAUUCAGAGUCGUGGAUCUCAAGCUAGUCAGCAAGUUCUCAGGGACUUUCUAAUGGAGGUACAAAGCAAUGUUAUUCCUCGUACGUUGCUCAAGGAAUGGGCUCUACGAACGUAUGUAGGGCCCACUGACUACUGGACCUUUAGGAAAGUGUUAACCUCACAACUUUCUCUGGCCUGCUUUGUGGAGUAUGUUUUGCAUUUAACAAGGUUGAAUCCGGACAUGAUGCUCAUUCAUCAAGACUCAGGCCUCGUCAACAUUGCGUAUUUCAAAUUCGACAUCGAUGAAAACAAAGGAGAGCUUGACGCUAACAGACCAGUACCUUUCCGACUGACGCCAAACAUCUCUGAGCUCCUAAGUGAAGUUGGUGUCUCUGGGCCAUUGACUGCCUCCAUGAUUGCUACGGCCAGGUGUUUCUCUCAACCAAACUUCAAAGUACAAACUAUUUUACGUGCUAUUUUGAAAGAUGAAAUGCUGGUUGCUUGUUACAAAAAGGUGAAUUCUCGGCCCACUGACGAAGAAGGGAUUCCACACACAACAGGAGAUGUUCCCGGUGAAAUGAUAAUAAAUCUUGUAACAAAGGCAGUUACAGCAAUUAGUAACAGACUGAAUGCUUUGACGACCGUCGAUGGUGCUGAUAGCAAAGUAAGCACAUUGGUAGCUGCUGCAAAAAGCACCGAUAAUUUGUGUCGCAUGGAUCCCGCUUGGUACCCAUGGUUGUAAAAGAAUCUCCGUACAUUCUGUCAGAAUGUUUUUUUUUGCAAGUCAAUUUUUCUCUACUUCUUAGGACCUAAUUUAGAAACGGAUAAGUGUAAAUCUAAGAAAGAAUUAUGAUUUGCAUGUCGAUGGUGAAACUGCUAAAAGGAAUGUCUUUCUUUGCGGUAUUGUAAAUUUUCCUAUCAUACAUUAUUUUUUACACAGGAAACUGCUCUACAUCAUCUCUGAAAAAUUCCCUUUUUUUUUCUAUGUGAAGAAAACACUCGGUGAAAAUACCAAGCCAUAGUGUAUGUUCAGUCUCCUUUUAAAAAAUAAAAUAGGAGCACGGAUUUUGAAACACCGCAUUCAAGAUAUGCAUUUUUACAAGUUUCACUGUAGAUGUCUCAUUGCAUGAUUUAUCAAACUGUAAUCUUAGCUAUAUUUUACACUACAUUAUUGUAUUUUAUGAUUAAAAGCAAUUUAUUUUGCUUACUACAGAGUAACCCUUAUGUGGCUAAGUGAGUCUCCUGUCUAUUUUUUGAUGGUGGGUUACCACCAAGUUAAUAUUUGUGAUAUUGAAUUGUACAUAUUAAUUUAUUAAUUCCUUUUUUACUACUAUGUGUUUUUUUUUUUUUAAAAAAAAAAGGAAAGGGAAAAGCGUGUACUUAUUGUGAGAAAUAAUUCUUUUUUGUAAAAUAAUUUGUUUUGUAAAGUAUUUAUUUUUUUAAUUUUUAUACUCUUGAAAAUAGUGAAUUCUGUAAUUAUGUAUAUAUCAUUAGGUUCCUACUUAAGAAUGUUGUUGUAAUUUUUACAACAGAGCAGUAUAAUGUACCACUACUUUAGCAUGUACACGAACUUAAUCAAUUUUAAUUUGUUUCUUGAUGCAAAAUUUUCCCAGAAACAGUCAGUAUUGUAAAAAGUUAUUUUAUUAAUUGAAGGAAUUAAUCUUCUGCAAGAAUAGUACAGUCAACUCAUUUAAAAUACUCGUACUUUCAUUUAAUAAUUUAUAAAACAGUGUUUCAUCAAUCGCUCAGCAUAAAAAAUAAUCUUUAAAAAUCCUUGAUUGCACCACUUGAGGUAGCGCACUAAGGUGGCUAGAUAACACUAGGCUGAAUUUUUUUGGUUUUUUUUUUUUAUCUUACUCUACUUUUCUUUUCAAUUUAUCUAUCCUCAUUUUCUUUGAUCUUGUCUAUUAUGAAGAGUCUUCUAAUGAAAAUAUUAGGGCUACAUAAGAGUAAACUUGGCUUUGUUAUCAUAGAAAAAAUGAAUGUCUAGUAAAUAAUUUUUCAGCACAAAGAAGAAUUAAUUUUCAACAUUCCUGAAGUGUUUGUGAAUCAAAGUCUAAAUUUUGAGUUUUGCUUGAGUUGCCCGAGUAUUUUUUGCUGGUUUUACAUUAGAUGAUACUUCAUAAUCAAUCGUAAUAGAACAUUUCACUUAAUCAAAGUCACUGAGCGUACCUGAUUGAUCCUUAAUUUACAAAUUUUGUUAGUAUUGUGAGGCCAGAUGGGUGACUGGUUUUUAAUUUUGACUUAAAAGUUUGAUUUUUUCAGUUGUCAAUACUAUCAUUUAAGAACAGCUAGUUUUUAUAAUCAACUUAAAUUAUCAAUUUGUACCCCACAAAGAUAAUCCUUGUGAUGAGCAAUUGUCUAGGUACGCAGUUUGACUUAAUUCACAUUAGAACUUUACGUUUAUGACGAUUAAAAUAGCUAUAAAAUAAGUCUAUAUAGCCUAACUGCACUUUUGGCAAGCACAAGUUAGAGACGAUGAUGCUUUCCUUGGUGUGAAGUAGAUAGCUGAAUCAUCUUCCUGUAAAGUAAAUUUCUGUCAAUGGCGAUGCGGAAGCAAUCAAACAAUUUACCGGCUGUCUACUUUUCACCAAUAAUUAUAUGAAUUGUUUCUUUUCAUGCCAUUGUUAGAUCAUUGGCAUUGCUGCCAGGUGAAAUCGUAGAUGUUAAUAGAUGAUAGUUUGAAACAAUGUUGGUUACACUCAAAGCCUUCUCUGAAUAAUAGUUGCUACUCCUUAGCACCCCUUUGUAGAAAAGUGGAUUACAUCCAUUUAUUUUUAACAAAACGCUGUUAAUCCCAACUUUUAAAUUUUAAAUCCUUCCUCCUUUGCUUGACUGACUCUUGCCAACCCCAACAAAAUGAUGCAGUAUUGGUAAACAAUAUUUUAUGAUACUAAUUUUACUGAAUAUACAUAACAUUAAAUCUCAAUAUAGCUAACUUAAAUUUCUGGAUUGCAACAUUUUAAUAGAAAUUUUUUGUUUAAUUUAUGGUACUUAUAUCCUAAAUUUAUUUUUCUUGUAAAAGCAAAGUGAAGGAGUUUUCUGCAACUGACUUUUUUCCAUCUGCUACAAUUACCUUAUUAGACUGCAAUAAGAAGGUGUUCUCAUAUCCUAAAAGCUUUUAAGUAAAAAUCAUGACGAUUGAAAUAGGUUCAUUCGGCAAAAGAGAGAUUUUGUGGCUGUGUAAUGCACAUGAUGAAAAGUUGUCUGGCAAGCUUUUUACUCUUAUUCGGAUGAUCAAAAUUUCUGUGGCUAUUAUUCUCAAAUUUUACAAGACGGCCAGUUUUGAUUAAACCCACUUUAUGAAAGCUUAACACAUUGAUCAUUUUAUCAUUAUUAAAUAUUUUUUCCAAACAAAUCUUCAGUUAAUAAAAAAAACCUCCUAUGUAUCAGAGUCUUCAAAAAACUAUUGAAUGUUAAUAAAUUGGUCGUACUCAAUUUUUGAAUUUUGAACUGACAUAUAUUUGCAACUGAUCACUAACAAAUUUCUGUUUUCGAAAACUCUGCAAAAUGGGCGAUGAAGUAACUUUUUAUUUAUUCUUUUGAAGGAAAAAAAGUCAUUAUCUACAUUUUUACUAGUUCACCUUUCUGGUUGUCAUUGACAAAAAAUCCAGCAAAAAAAGAGCCUAGCAAGGGUUAUGAGUGCUUUGCAACAAAGCUAAGAUUAAACAAUCCUUUUAUUCCCUUUUAUUGUAUGAACUUAUCGAGACAACAUUUGAAUCUGUAUUAAUCUUAAAAAUUGGAUCAAAGAUUUCAUUCAAAUGUUCUUGCAAAUAGAAUUUUGUUUUUUUCAUGUUAUUUUUUUGACAAUCUCAAUAAAGCUCCUCAUUCAGAAGUGA
Messenger RNA from Bemisia tabaci, 15143 nucleotides. NCBI's taxonomy places the organism in Eukaryota, Metazoa, Arthropoda, Insecta, Hemiptera, Aleyrodidae. The record is from RefSeq and is a predicted model, not a curated record.